UCUUGCCCAAAAUAUCUGAUAGGAGCCUGUCACUUUAUAAAAGAUCUUUAUCCUGACUUCAACAAAAAUAAAAGAUAUCUCAUAGUGCAAAGAAUCAUUCAUGGCUCACAAAAGAUGAGAGAUGAUCCCAUCUCUCAAAAAUUACCUCUUCAAGUACACUAUUUAAUCACCUUCUCUCUCUUUGUUAGCAUUUCAGAAUCUUGUGAUAAUCUUCUCUUUACCACUAUUCUUUCCUGCUGUUUCUAUGGAUGCCACUGGUUAGAUGAGCUCAUAUAG
Messenger RNA from Guyanagaster necrorhizus, 276 nucleotides. RefSeq lists its product as uncharacterized. The record is from RefSeq and is a predicted model, not a curated record. NCBI's taxonomy places the organism in Eukaryota, Fungi, Basidiomycota, Agaricomycetes, Agaricales, Physalacriaceae. The annotation marks the transcript as partial. The transcript has a single exon.